AGACGAGGGUAUGCGGACCAAUGGAGAGCCGACGGAAGAGAGAGAAUAUCUAUAUAAAAGACAUUUCUCCGAAUACCAUAAGCUUCCUCCGAUUUUUCAGAAAAAAAGUAGACUCUAAUAAUCAGAGGUGAGGAUCUUCGAGGAUUUCCUGGUGGCGGUAAAGGAUGGCUUCGAAGCGGAUCUUGAAAGAACUCAAGGAUCUUCAGAAAGAUCCUCCUACCUCUUGCAGCGCAGGCCCAGUGGCAGAAGAUAUGUUUCACUGGCAAGCUACAAUUAUGGGUCCUCCUGAUAGUCCUUAUGCUGGUGGAGUGUUUCUAGUUACCAUUCAUUUCCCUCCAGAUUAUCCAUUUAAGCCACCAAAGGUAGCUUUCAGGACAAAGGUUUUCCAUCCCAAUAUCAACAGCAAUGGCAGCAUUUGCCUUGAUAUCUUGAAGGAACAAUGGAGCCCUGCUCUUACCAUUUCCAAGGUAUUGUUGUCGAUUUGCUCUCUGUUGACCGACCCGAACCCAGAUGACCCUUUGGUCCCUGAGAUUGCACACAUGUACAAGACGGAUAGGAACAAGUAUGAGACAACUGCAAGGAGCUGGACCCAAAAGUAUGCCAUGGGUUAGAUGAUGAUGAUGAUGAUGAUGCUGCUGCUGAUGUGUUUGUGUUUGUUACUGGUAAGGAAGGGCACCUUUUUAUCUUUUUCCUUUUGUGGGUUUUUGCUUAUUUUUAAUUUCAAGAAAAAAAAUGUGUGGAAUUUUAAUAUGCGUCUAUUGUAAGAUAGACUUUAAAAAAAAAGGGAAAAGGUGAACUCCUUCAGACGCUCUUCCUGUUGCUUUUAAUUUUGUAUGGAAAAAUAUUUGCCUUUCCAAACUAUAUCUAACUCUUCUUCUUUAA
This is a messenger RNA of Lactuca sativa (garden lettuce), 882 nucleotides long. RefSeq names its product ubiquitin-conjugating enzyme E2 10. The record is from RefSeq and is a predicted model, not a curated record. NCBI's taxonomy places the organism in Eukaryota, Viridiplantae, Streptophyta, Magnoliopsida, Asterales, Asteraceae.